Messenger RNA from Formica exsecta, 2397 nucleotides. Its product is annotated as potassium channel subfamily K member 18-like. The coding region runs from base 784 to 2373 and encodes 529 amino acids. Gene Ontology annotation, biological process: stabilization of membrane potential; potassium ion transmembrane transport. Gene Ontology annotation, cellular component: membrane. NCBI's taxonomy places the organism in Eukaryota, Metazoa, Arthropoda, Insecta, Hymenoptera, Formicidae. The transcript has 6 exons. The record is from RefSeq and is a predicted model, not a curated record. Gene Ontology annotation, molecular function: potassium ion leak channel activity.
GCGAACUCGCUGUCGUCGCUCCGCGUUCCCGCUCCGAUCGUUUCUCUCUUUCUGUCUCUUUCUCCGACCGCGAUCUCUCCUCCGGAGAGGAGGAUCUCGUCGACGUUUCCCGUCAUUCCCGAGAGAAUCGAGCCUCUCUAUCAGCUCCACCGUCAGCUCGAUAUUCGCGCCAGCUCUCGGAGUUGGAGUUCGUCUGAGUGUCUACACGAGGUUGUUUCGAAACGUGAGGAGGGUCAACAAUUUUGCGAGAUGUUCGCUGGACUUUGGCUGCUGCUAAAGGUGCUGGAUUUCGGACUGGAGGGAGUACUCGCGAGCGACAAAGGUGCUCGUUGUCCAUAGAAUCGCAGUUCGAUAGAGCCUCCCCCCCCCCGGGAAACGACGUCUGGAACGAUCUGAUUUGGUGUAACGAUCAGCGGAGAUUCCCUCGGAUCGAGGACACGAUGAAGGAUUCGCGGCGCGUCGCGCUUACGCUUCCCAGUGCCGUCGCCUGGCGAAUUUAUCGCGACAAUUUGAUAACGACUUAAGAUUCCGGCGUGAACCUCCCUUACACCGAGAUAGAUGUUGCUCGCGAUUCUCGAAGGACGGGACAAGAUGGACAUUGGCUUGGAACAAAAUCGGGCAGCCCCGCAGCGGAUGAAUGGCGCGACGACGAUAGGACGACGUUAGAACGUUACCGCUUGCGGCUGCAGCUGCGGCGGCGUCAUCGGUCGCUGCAUCUGCAGCUGCGGCGGCAGCGACGACGACGACGGUGACGGCGAGGGCGAAUCGCGAUCUUAAUCAGCGAUGCAGAACGCCGGCGACAGUUAUUAUCAGAGGGCGCCGAGAUGCUGUCCGGGCAGAAGCAGCAGCAGCAACAACAAUAAUAACAACAACAACAACAACGCGGGAGUCUCGGUGCGCGGCGCGGAGCUGUUCUGCUGCUGCUGCAGCUGUAGCACCGCCACCUCCACCAAGACCCCGGGGCUGCUGGCGAGCCUCGGCGUGUGCGUGCUCGUUCUUGGUUACACCCUGCUCGGCGCGUUCGCCUUCAUGGCCCUCGAGGGAGGCUUCAAAUCAGAUUCACCCACCGAGGUCGCGUCCUCUAAACCCGACGGUGGUUCCUACGUGCUGCCGAAUCUGGAAAACGAUUCCGCCGCCAUGGAAUUAAGAGCACGCACGGUCGAGAAGCUCUGGAGCAUCACCGAGGAUCUCAAUGUUCUCUACAAGGAGAACUGGACCCGCCUAGCGGCACGGGAAGUCCUCGAAUUUCAGGAGAACCUGGCGCGCGGGCUCAGACGCACCUCGUACGAGCAGGUACCACCAUUGUCACCGCGAUCACGGGAACAUCACGUGGACAGACGCCUGCAUGGUCGACGAUGGACCUUCAGCGGUAGCUUACUAUAUUCCCUGACGCUGAUCACAACCAUAGGGUACGGUAGCGUUGCACCGCGCACAGUCUGGGGCCGGUUGAUCACCAUAGUCUACGCCCUGGCGGGGAUCCCGCUGAUGCUGGUCUACCUCAGCACGGUGGGCGACGUGCUCGCCCGUAGCUUCCGCCGUCUUUACGGACGCAUGUGCCAGCGGCAGCGCAACUGCGCCAGGAAGCGACAGCCACCGCCGCCGCCGCCGCCGGUCGGCGGCAUAAUGACCAAGGCGUAUCGUUACGACAAUCACGUGGAGACUAAAGGCGGCGGCAACUAUUACUCGGCGAGCAGGGAGAGCUCCUGCGACGAUCUGGGUAUCCGCGGCGCCGGAAGUGCGAUUCUUCUCGACUGUGGCAGCGAGGGCCUCCUGCACGCCACUACCAGCUCGACGGCCGCGCUUCAGGAUAUUACAACGGGUAACGGGAAGCGGCACUUUCACCCGUGCUCGUUGUCCUUAUCGUCGACCUCGUCGCCGGCGUACGUGCUGGAGGCGAAUCCGGUCAGGAUACCGAUCAGCCUGUGCCUGGCGAUAAUGCUGGUGUACAUAUGCGGCGGCGCGGUCAUGUUCAACCGUCUGGAGGGCUGGAGUCUGCUGGAGGGCGGCUACUUCUGCUUCACCAGCCUCGGCACGAUCGGCUUCGGCGACCUAAUGCCGAUGGGACGCAACGCCGCCUCGGCCACUCUGGAGGAGCUCAGCCUGUGUGCCUGCUCGCUCUACAUCCUCGCCGGGAUGGGCCUGAUCGCCAUGUGCUUCAACCUCGUCCAGGAGGAGGUGGUACGCGUGGUCAGGGUCUUCGGUAGAACCUGCGGCAUGUCGUCGGGCGUGAUGGUCGGACCUAUCGGUGGUACAGCAGGCGCCGCUCCCGGUCUCAAAGCCGACCUUGACGACGGAGGCGGCACCAGCGACUCGCGACUGUCCGAGCAAGAAGAGGAGGCAAUCGCCAUGUCGAUGGUGCCAGCCGGCUCCUGACAGCAUCAGGCCAGGAGCCCCGGC